Molecule: messenger RNA, 393 nt
Organism: Triticum turgidum subsp. durum (durum wheat)
Lineage: Eukaryota; Viridiplantae; Streptophyta; Magnoliopsida; Poales; Poaceae
Source: the annotation of a GenBank genome assembly
AUGGUGUGGUCUACCAGCAAGCAACAAGGAGGAGAGCGAGAAGAAUCGAAGCAGCACAAAAUGGUAAAAGAGGUGAAGACACCUAUCUUCACGCAUCAGCUCUCCUUCCAUUCUCUUCCCCUUAACAAAGUCAAGAACAUCGAGGUCGACCGCUUGAGGCUGUCUUUCACGACGCCGAAAAAUUCUACGCUGGUCCCCGUUGAUUCCGGUUCUGAUGAAGAGAGUGACGAAGAUCGAGGCUGUUCGGACAUCGAUUCUAACAAGCCUAUGGACGAAGGGUUAGAUCACAUCUGUAGUGGUCUGCAUGCUAUUCCCCGGAAAAACAAAGCAAGAUCGGCCAAGAAAAGAUCCCAUAAGAUCAGCUCUAGGAAAUUCUACAAAAUAUUCAGUUGA